AUGUCCAGAGUCACCGCCCCCGUCGCCAAGCUCUCCCGCGCCAUCUCCUCCACCGCCGCCCCGGCCGCCGUCACCCGCAGCGGCAGCUCCCUCCUCGACAGCGCCGCCCAUCACCAUGCCGGCGCGCCCCUGAUGCCCAAGUACGCCGAGCUCCUCCACGACCGCGAGCAAAAGAAGCCCCCGUUUGCUCAGUCCCGCGGCAUCACCACCACCCACCGCCCGACCCCCCAGCCCAGCAUCGCCGGCCGUCCCCGCCCGCUCAUGCAGACCUUCCACUCCAGCGCUAGCCAGGUCGGCGUGCCCCCGAUGCACCUCGACGCCAUGAUCCUCCCCUCCAUGGACCUCGCCCCCGCCGCGCCAGCCGGCCCUCGCGUACCCCUGCUGCCUGACAACUACGGCGUCGCCCACGCCCCCGCGCCGCCCGUCCCCGAGGCCGCCUUCUCCAAGCCCACCAUCUUCGCCGCCGAGCCCGACCGCGUCGCGCCCGCCACCCCGCUCUCCGCCGUCGAGGGCCUGGCGCUCGACGGCAUCGAGCUCAAGUUUGCCCACGACGUGCCCGCUGCUGCUGCUGCCGACGGCGAGCACGGCCGCAUGAUUCGUGAUCUCUGGAAGGGCAUGGUCGACGACGUCCUUGGUCCCGUCCCCAAGACCAUCUAA
This is a messenger RNA of Cordyceps fumosorosea ARSEF 2679, 657 nucleotides long. RefSeq lists its product as hypothetical. The transcript has 2 exons. NCBI's taxonomy places the organism in Eukaryota, Fungi, Ascomycota, Sordariomycetes, Hypocreales, Cordycipitaceae. The record is from RefSeq and is a predicted model, not a curated record. The coding region runs from base 1 to 657 and encodes 218 amino acids.